AUGGAUAAAUUAUUGCAAUGGUCGAUCGCUCAGCAGAGUGGCGACAAAGAAGCUAUGGAAAGGAUUGGUCAGCCGGAUCCCGAAAUGCUCAAACAGCUUUUCGGAGGUCCAGAUGAACCCACCUUGAUGAAACAAGCAAUUGAAGUUGUCAACAAUCCAGAGGCUACACAGGAAGCUAAAGAGGUGGCAUUGGAAAACUUCGAGAUGUUGAUUGAAAACAUGGAUAAUGCAAACAACAUUGAAAAUAUGAAGCUUUGGCCAAGCGUUAUUGCUCAGUUACAAGCCGACGCAGUCAGCUUGAGAGUUUUAAGUGCCUCCAUCGUGGCCAUCGCCACCCAGAAUAAUCCUGCUAGUCAGGAAGCCUUCUUCAAAGCCGAUAAUGGCUUUCUGCAGCUCAUAGAGUUGGCAUCUGCUGAUCUGACACCAAAAGAGUUGAGAAUGAAGUGCUUAUUUGCCCUCUCUAGUACUGUGAGAAACUAUAAGAUCGCUGCUGACAGAUUUGUUGAGCUUGGUGGCUUCAAGGCUCUCCAGUUGCUCCCCUCGAAUGAUGAUCAGAAAAUGCUGUUGCGCAAACUUUCACUCUUGUCUGCUCUCUUAUCUACUGGCCUAGAUAAUGUUAAGACCGAACACUUUCAAUCGGAGAAGUUGGUGGAAAACCUUAUUGAUUUCAUAAGUGUCGAUGGCCACAUUGGCUGUAUUGAUAAGACAUUAAACAUUUUGUCUCAAUUGCACGCCAUGAAGUUCCCCUUUACUGAAUCUGAAAUCACCCAGUUGGCCAGCAAAUUGGACGCAAUUGAUCAUAUGAAAGAUCAACUCUCUUACGAUGACUUUGAAACGGCAAAGAAGGUGGUGCUGUAG
Molecule: messenger RNA, 858 nt
Organism: Clavispora lusitaniae ATCC 42720
Lineage: Eukaryota; Fungi; Ascomycota; Pichiomycetes; Serinales; Metschnikowiaceae
Cellular component (GO): endoplasmic reticulum
Molecular function (GO): adenyl-nucleotide exchange factor activity
Source: RefSeq, a predicted model, not a curated record